Penicillium riverlandense is the source of this 876-nucleotide messenger RNA. Its product is annotated as phosphosulfolactate synthase. Bases 1 to 876 code for a protein of 291 amino acids. The record is from RefSeq and is a predicted model, not a curated record. NCBI's taxonomy places the organism in Eukaryota, Fungi, Ascomycota, Eurotiomycetes, Eurotiales, Aspergillaceae. The transcript is spliced from 6 exons.
AUGUUCCUUACAAAGUUUCGUCUUGGAUCUGUCCCCCAGCAGGCCAUCCCUGGCGGAGUCAGAAGGCUAUCGACCACGGUGCCUGUGCGGCAGGGAGUGACCCUAUUACAGGACAAGGAGAAUGGCUUCGGGUUUGCAAGGUCUAAUCCAAGGCCAGAUAAACCAAGAAGCAAGGGCGUGACAGAGAUCCGGGGUCCGUACUACACGGCCAUGGGGAAGCGCUAUCUCGCAGAUAUUCUCGAAACGAUGGGUAAUCAUGUGGACGGUCUGAAAUUUGCUGGAGGUUCCUUCUCCUUGUUCCCGGAGAAGCCUUUGCGCGAAUUAAUUGAUCUAGCCCACGACCAUGGUGUAUAUGUUUCGACCGGAGGCUGGGCCGAGCAUCUGCUCACACACCCUGAUGCGAAUACCGUCUUUGACCGCUACCUGAGUAAGUGCAAGGACCUCGGGUUCGAUGUCAUCGAGCUCUCUUCUGGAUUCCUGUCGAUCCCCGAGGAUGACUGGCUUCGACUGGUCGACAAGGUCCAUUCGUACAAGCUCGACCCCAAGCCGGAACUGGGCAUCCAGUUUGGAGCUGGUGGUGAUACCCCAGCCUCGGGCCUGGAAGCCAUUGGAACCUCUGAUCCCGGAAAGCUGGUCAAUCUGGGCCACAAGUUCCUCGAUGCCGGCGUGAAGCGUGUCGAAGAUCAUGAAGGAGCUCCCCCGGAGAAUGUCAUGUUCGAAGCGGCGGACCCCAAAGUGUACAACUGGUACAUCCGCGAGUUUGGCAUCGACGUGAACCUGUUUGUGGACCAUAGCCAGAUUGUGCAGUUGACAUGCCUCCGGGCGGGGAUCUGGGGCACCGCAGACACGUUUGGCAAGAUAGUCUCGUUCCGCUAG